Molecule: messenger RNA, 687 nt
Organism: Monoraphidium neglectum
Lineage: Eukaryota; Viridiplantae; Chlorophyta; Chlorophyceae; Sphaeropleales; Selenastraceae
Exons: 1
Coding region: 1-687 (228 amino acids)
Source: RefSeq, a predicted model, not a curated record
AUGAUUAUUACAUAUGUUAACAGCAGUGACAACAGUAACCCUGAUAUUGAUCACCCAGAAAAAAGUGCCGGCAACGGGCACGAGGCGGCGCCGCGGCCCGCCGGCAGCAGCAGUUGGCUGUGGGCCAGCCGCGGCCGCCCCCGGUGGCGCGCCAAGCCGCUCCUCAUGCUCCUGCUAUUCUGGCUGCUGCCGCUGCUGCUGCCGCCGCCGCUGCUGCUGCUGCUGCCGCCGCUGCUGCUGCACCAGGACAUGCUCAACCGGACCCACACCUUCAAUCUCCAUUGCCAUUGGCUGCUGCCCCUCAGCCUGCUGAUGCCCCUCCCGCUGCUGCAGCCCAUCCCCAUGCCGCUGACCCUGCUGCUGUUGCUGUCGCGGUUGCAGUGGGUGCUGGUCCCACUGCAGCUUGCGUGCCGCCUCGGGCCCCCGCGCCGCCGGCCCCGCCCCCGGAGCCGCGCGCCGGCCCGGGCCGCCGCGUCCGCGGGCCCCGCGCCGGCAUCAUCGGGCGGCGGCCCCCUUCCACUACUGCUGGCCUCGCCGCCGCCGGGGUGCCUGCCCGCCUCGGGCGACACCGUGCCCGCCGCGAGAGUCGUCUGGCGCGUGACGGCGACCGACGGCGUCCCGGUGCCGCGCACCUUGCUGGGCCGCUCGCUGGGCGUGGUGGUGGCGGCGGCCAGGCGGCGCGUGUAG